Schistocerca gregaria is the source of this 14864-nucleotide messenger RNA. Its product is annotated as WD repeat, SAM and U-box domain-containing protein 1-like. Lineage: Eukaryota; Metazoa; Arthropoda; Insecta; Orthoptera; Acrididae. Gene Ontology annotation, biological process: protein ubiquitination. Bases 398 to 2806 code for a protein of 802 amino acids. The transcript is spliced from 18 exons. The record is from RefSeq and is a predicted model, not a curated record. Gene Ontology annotation, molecular function: protein binding; ubiquitin-protein transferase activity.
AACUUUGCAAAUACUACAGUCUCAUAAGAGCGAUGUCAUAACAUGUGAUUUUGGCGGAAACCAUGCAUUGGCGUCGGGUUCUGGCAGAAGAUGGAAAUACGUGAAAGGUAUAAAAUUACUAACUUCUAGCAGAAGAGGGAGAAAGAUUUGGAAGAAAGGAGAUGAUAAAGCUUAAGGAUACACGAAAAACCACUGGAAAAGUCACCAAGGACACUAGGUCGAGGGAGACUUGCUGAUUAGAAAAGGAGCAAAAAUGGCUUAUUCUCGUCCUUUCUGAGACAAGAAAAUAUGGGUUUAUGACUGGCAUCCUGGCUUGGGAUAUAUUGAAACCCCAUACUCUCCUCUUUUGGGUCAUAAGUAUGGAGUUACAUCAGUAAGAUUCUCACCUCAAGGUACGAUGCUGGCUACCUCGUCAAUUGAUGGCACUACUGCAUUGUGGAAUGUGCAGACUGGGAAUCGAAUUCACACGUUCGUACAGACAAAUGGUGUAGCCGUUAGAGUAAGCAGAUUUGCACCAGAUUGCAGUUUACUUAUUUCAGCUGGAGAUGAUGGCUCUGUUUGUGUAUGGAGUAUUCGGCAUAAAAAUCUUGUUAGGACGUUCCAGCCACAUGAAGGAACCAUUCAGGCUGUUGCAUUUGCUCCAGAUUCCUGCUAUUACAUAACAGCCUGUUCCCAAGGAGUCAUGAAGUUGUGGGAAGUUACUAAUGAAGAAGAAACAAUUAACUCCCUGAUUUCAGUUGAUGAUGUUCAUGACCUUGGUGUUACAGGAUGUGAUUUUUCACCAGUUCAAGGCCUCACAGAGAGCAAUGAAGAGCUGUUUCAUCGUUAUAACUUUGCUACUUGCGGUAAUGACCAUCUGGUGAAACUUUGGGAGCUACUUGUGGGAAAGAAAGAAAAACACCACACCAAAACUCCUCUACAGCUUAAAAGUGUUGUGUCAAUGGAGGGGCACUCUUCAGCUGUUACAUGUGUCAGGUUUUCACCCAGUGGCUCAUAUAUUGCAUCUGCAGGAAUUGACAAGAUAUGUUGUAUCUGGGAUUUGAAGGGGUCCUGCCUGAGUGUUUUGGAUGGGCACUUGCGUUAUGUAACAUCCUGUGCAUUUUCUCGUGAUGGAUCAUUGCUAGCAUCAGGUUCCAAUGACAAGACCCUUGCAGUAUGGGACCUGACAGGAAACCUGAACGUAGACUCAGAACUGACAAAACCAUGCUCUGCCCUACGUCACUAUGCCAACAAUAAUACUGAGCAUGGGUUACUGGAUGAGGAAGAACUUAUGAGGCAAGCAGAAAGAGAUAAAAAUGAAGUGAAGCUUUUACAGUCCAUUGAUGGUCAUGAAGGUGGCAUCAACACAUGUCAUUUUUCUGGGAGUAAGCUUCUGGCAUCAGGAUGUGGGGACAAUAAGAUUCAUGUUUGGACCCUUAAUGAAGAUGAUCAGUUUGUUGAGACUAGUGUCUCACCAUUAGAAGGACAUCAGUACAGUGUUUACAAAGUCAACUUUUCUCCAAGAGGUGACAAAUUGGCUUCAUGUUCUCUGGAUGGUGCAGUAAUCAUCUGGAAUAUAGAGACUGGAAUGCCUAUUUGCCCAAAUUUGCAUUGUAGUGGUAGUGGAAUCAGAACAUGCCGAUUCUCACCAGAUGGACAUCUGUUGGUCAUAGCAGGUGAUGCAGAGAAGGCAUGCGUGUGGAAUAUUGAUUCAAUGGAAUGUCUGAUGUCAUGUGAGGGCCACAGUGAUGCUAUCGUAGAUGCAGCCUUUUCACCAGAUAGCCAGUUUCUUGUAACUGUUUGCUCAGAUGGUAACUUUAAAUUGUGGUGUGUUGCACCUUGCUUGGAUCAGUGCCUUAUUACACAGGAAGCUGCUCAUGAUUUGGGUGUUCAGAGUUGUGACUUUUCUCCUUCAGAGGGAAUAGCAGGGCGAGAAUAUGGACCUUACAAUUACAGAUAUUUGCUUGCAACUUGCGGUGUGGAUUCACUCAUAAAAUUGUGGCACAUCACUAUUAAUGCUUAUGAGAAAACUGAAGAGUGUAAUCUGUGGAAACAGUUUGCUGGUCAUGGAGGAGUCAUUACCUGUGUUUGUUUUGCACCUCCUGCUGGUGAAGUACUUGGUUCCACAGCAAGUGACAAAACAGCUCGUCUCUGGAAUGUAUACACUGGAGAAUGCCUUCAUGUAUUAGAAAAUCAUAACAGCAUGGUUACAACUUGUGCUUUUUCCACAGAUGCUAAUCUGUUUGCUACAGGUUCCCUUGACCGGAGACUUAUUGUUUGGCAGUUGCCUCAGGGCCUGGUAAUGCAGUCUUACGUUACUGAAUCAUUUAUAACAGAAAGGAUUUGCAAACAGAAGAAGAAGCUGCUAAACUGGGGUGUUGAAGAUGUACAGGAAUGGCUACGUGAAUUGAGGUUUGUGGAUGUCGUAGAACAAGUGGCUGCAAAUUGUCUGACAGGUCAACAGCUCGUGACACUACCAUCUGAAGAAAUUUUGGACCUUCUUGAGAUAAGUGAAGAGGGAGAAAGACAAAAACUGAGAUCCUACCUUUUUUGGUUGAAAAAAGCUGACUAUGGUGUGUUGGAUGUACCAGUAGACAAAGAGAUUCCACAUGAAUUUCUCUGUCCUAUUACGCAUGAAAUUAUGCAAGAUCCAGUUAUUUGUUCAGAUGGGUUCACAUACGAGUGUGCAGCAAUUAAUGAAUGGUUCCUCAGUGGAAAAUUUACUAGUCCCAUGACCAACAGUCAGUUGAGUAAUACCAAAUGCAUUCCAAAUACAGAUCUUAAAGCAGAAAUUUGUCAAUUUCUUUAUGGUGAAACAGCAUCCUGAAUUUCAGGUUUUGCAUUUGUAACCCACCUGUAUGUACAUGCCACAUGUAAUGGUGUUACAUCACCUAUUACUUCUAAAUUCUAAAUUCACUAGUCAUAAAAUGGUGACUGAUUUUGUUACUGUGCACAGCUACUGUUCUCAUUCUGUCUCUCACGUGUGAAAACAUAUGCUUUACUGAUGCAUUACAUAUUUUCAGGACAUUAUACAGCUAGUUUAUUCUUUUUAAAUUUGUGUGCACAGUUAGCUGAAUAUCCUACCAUUGCUGAUUGGUGAUGUGAACAUAUUUUUGUACUUUUGAACUUUCGCUACAAAUUGAAAUGUCUAUUUUUAUGCAGUGUUGAACAACAGUUUGUGACAAAGGCAGUGUGCCUUUACUUUUUUAUGUGAAGUUGAAGCUUCUAAGUUUUAUGAAGGCUUAUUGCUGAGGAUGGUACACUUUUCAAAACACAAAAGUGUAGUCAGUGUAAUGUUUGAAUGCCAUGAGUGACAGAAUUCCAUUAUCUGUGCUUAACUUUAUUUACAGGUGUGUUAGAUUGCUUAACAGUGUUUAUGUAAGUGCAUUAGCACUUGGAGUAAGUAAACAAACGCCGACAUGCUUUACUGCUCAAAGUCGUUAUCGUGCCAGGAGAAUUGUAAUAUCCACAAUGACACCAUUGCUGUAAUUGAAGUGUGUAGAAUUUAGUUUAUUGUGUUGUUGAUACAUUUGAACUUUACCCAUAAAGAAAAAGAAACGUUUGUUGAAUUUUAUGUAUUAUCUCCAGCUUUUUUAAAGCAUUUUUAUUGGUAAAUAAUGGCUCUCCAUUUAAAAAACAUGUCCUGUUUUAAAGAAUUAAUAUAUCAUUGUUUUGUAAUGGAAAUUAGAGAUAUUACAGUUUAUGAGACGAUUUUCGUAAUGUGUGUUAUUCCAUAUGAUUGGGGAAUCCAUGGAAGCUGAAUAUAUUUCAUUCCUACAGUUACAUUUUUGUAAAUCUUGCACCAAAAUUAAGUAUUAAUCAAGCAGUAUUUUUAAUUAUGAUUCAUCCAGAAAGCUCUCAGAUCUCAUUGCUGUUUCUGCCAAAAUUAUUCUCAUUGUUACAUGACAUUUGCAGUACUCAGUAGCAUUCUAUGUACCCAGGAUAAAAAGAUACUUUUUUAUCUCAGAAUUUGAUGAAUUUAUUGAGUACUGAACUAGUUAUUUUAGGUUCAAGAAAUGUAAUUCCAGCUAGAGUAAACUGUGUAAACAAGUGUUUCUGUGUUGCUGUUACAAGCAUUGCAAUAGAUUUGUUUUUGUUAAAGGAGAUGAAAAUUCAGCCUUGAAUUUCAUUAUUGAUGUUACUAUAUUUGUUCAGUUUUAUUGCCAUUUUUCAUUGUAAUUGUUGUAACAAGACAUUUAAUACCAAAGUUUGAAAGAUUGUGCCACUGUGAGAGAUGACAUCUGAUCACAUAUAAGAGUACCUUCACGAUUAACAGUUGGACACACUAUGUUAAGCACACGUAAAAUUUAGUGUUGCUAAGUGGAACAACUGCACAAUGAGAUAGAAUGAUGUACAGACUUGACAAGCUUGCUCUUUUUCUUGGAAACUUGGUGUAAUGAAAGUUAAUACAUUUUCCCAAUAAGGCGGACAGCAGUUAUUUUCUGUGAAGCUAUCAACUAAGAAUUUAAAUUAAUAGGUCCUAUGGCCUGCACCUUCAUAAAGAGUGCUCCAGUGGUAGGCAUUGGUUACUUUCCACUCUUGAUUUGAUUGUUUUAGUUUGUGCUAUUUAUGGAACUGGUAGUGCGUGACAGAGGUAAUGUUGAGAAGAGUGUAGCAUUUGCAUAUCAUCUCUUAUUGUAGAUACUGAUGUUCCUGAAUUAUAACUACAAGACCAUCAUUAUUACUUUUCCUGCCAUUCAAAAGUAAGAGAGAGAGAGAGAGAGAGUGUAGUGUGUGCGCGCGCGCGCGUGUGUGUGUGUGUGUGUGUGUGUGUGUGUGUGUGUGUGUGUGUGUGUGUGUGUGAACUGUACUGAGCACUCACAUGCCCUCUAUUGGAGGAUGCACCAACCUGGACUGUGCAGGUUGCUUACAGGCUCGGCCUCGCCCCCUUUCGGACAGUGAGGAUGUGGCAUUCUUUGUGCCACUGACCACCCCUGUGAACGUACCUGGCCCUAGGUGUAGAGCACCAUUUGCACUGGGUAGCAGAAGUGGUGUUGGCCUUGGGUUUAUUGUUCUACUACUGCGUAUUCUCUGAACAGUUUUCUAUUGUGAGAAACUAGGUUUUAUUUAUUUAAACUUCAUUUUAGACCUGAUUCACAUGACACGAAUCUUCAUGCAGAUAAUCACCCUCCGUACCUCUAGUUUUACACCCUUUCUUAUUAUGUGUAAAUAGAUGUAAUUCACUGACAUUUGCAUUGUGAAACAUACUUGCUUCUCCUAUUGUGAUGAUAUGCAUCCUUCAUUUAGGCUGGAAGUUGUUUGCUAUGUGUAUAAAAGAUUUUGAUUAUUCCCAAGGGAAAAUAAUGACAUGCUCAAUUACGAUAACUUUUCUUUGUUUAGAAACUAUUUCUUUGGGUUUUAGGUAGUAUUCAGUUGUGCAGAAUCUUGCCUUUCACUAUUUUUAUUCAACACUUUUAAAUACUUUACCAUGUCACAAGAUUUCUCAAAUGUUUGUGCAGAUUUGUUCAGACAAGGUCAGUUGGCACAACUAAUAAAAUAAUGUCAAUGUUCUGUCAUUUGCAGUCUAAAAUGUCUUGUGGUACACAGUCCACGGAGAUUGAUUUGACAUUAUAUCUUAAUUGUUCACGUGAUUGGUCACAUUUGCGUAGGCCUCAGUGUGCAGAAUAAGCUGCAGGGAAUGGAAAUGAGUCAAUAUUAGCAAUAUCAAAGAAAGGAAUCUAUUACAUCAGCAUUCUUGAUAGACAUUGUAAUUUUUACCCAAAAAAUCACUUUUUUUUGCUUUUGUUUCAAAAGUAUUUUUUCCCCUUGUUGUAUGCUCUAAUAACAGAUAAAUUUUGUGGAUUGGUUCAGGUAUUAGUGAUGGGUAGUCCAAAAACUGCAUUUACUUAUAUAUAUUUUUACUAACAAUACACAUUGUUUUUCAUAUGUGCCUGUAAUCUUGCAGCCAAAUUUCUUGAAUUUUUUCCUUCUAAAACCAUGCAAAAAUUCAUAACCAGAAUGAGAGUUCUGAAUAGUGAAAUUGAAAUACCUCGGUAAAAGAGACACUCUUGCAACCUUCAAAGAGGAUAAUGGAAACAUUGGUAAAAGCAAAAUAUUGCAGAGAUUUUUCAGUAAAAAAAAGGAAGUUUACAUAGGAAUUUUGAAUGCUACAUCAAUUUAUUUCCUAAAUAUUUAUUCUUAUUGUUGAUGCAGUUGUCUUGUACAUUUUUAAAACUGCUCUGUGAAGGUUUGCCUCUUAUAGUUUAUCCAUUGAAAAAAAAAAAAAAAAAAAAAAAAAAAUCCCAUUUCCUCGUAACUCAGCUAACUCAUGGAAGUGUCAUGGUUGAGCACCCAUAAACAAGAGACACAAAUACAUGGGACAUGUGAUCAGUUUGCCAUUCUGUCAUAAAUAAUUUUGUCCAUUACUUUUCUCUUUGUCAUGAAUUUUUUAAAUUUAAGUUAAGAAACUGAUUAUAGAAUGGAUAAGUAUAUACAGUUACCAACACAUCUCUAUGUGCUACAAAUUAAGGAAGCAAAACUCAGCUAUUUAUGGUAGUGUGUACUAUAUUUGUGCUUCUCAAAUACAGAUGUACUGUUUCAUGCAUAGUGUCCCAGCAUUCUUUUGCCUUCAGUCUCUCUCUAGUUUGGAUGUAGUUUCUUUUAUUCAGAAUCCAGAAGAAAUUGGCUUCAUGUUAAAUAAGUACCCUGUUAUGGUAUAUUAAAAAGAAAGAAAGAUGAUUAUCUGUAUUUAUAUCACAGUUUAAUGUAAUUCAUACAACUAAAGUGUGGUGUGAUUAUGGAACUGACACUCUAUACUGAUGACAAACCAAUAGAAAGGAAUAUUGUUUCCAAACAAACCCAUUUGAUCAUUAAUGUCUAGAGGAAAUGUGAUAUCUUAUUGGAGCAUUAUCAUAAUUACAGUGUUGAAAAUGUGGGACCACUGGAUUGUACAAGUGAUUGCAGUAGAACAGUAGACCUUUAAAUGGUGAAGUGUGAAGACUUACUUGGUCAUAGGUAGUUUGGUAUUUGUAACAGAGUCCUUAAGAUCAGGGUAGUUGUUUUCAUCAGUCUAAUGAUAUAGAUGAUGUUAGUUAGCUACAUGUUUCAUAGCUUAUUUGAAUGCUUCUUUUAUCACAGUGAUGUAGAACAAGUCAGUUUACAGGAUAUAUAUACUUGAACAGUAUCAAGAUUAAUGAAUACAUUAUUUUUCAGUCCUAAUCUUAAAAACAUUUGAAAACUAGAUUUUUUCAGGCUACUGCUUUUUAAAUAGAAAUUCAUCCGUGGAAUAGGAGGAGGUGGACAGGACAAAUGAGUUUUGACUGAAUUCAAGACUUGCUUUGCUACCUGUUCAACAUUUUAUUUUAUUGAGCAAAUGACCAAAAAUUUUGUUGCUGCUUAUUGAAUUCUUUUCUUAGCCAUUGUCAGCUUUAAUAAUGAAUAAUAAAGUUCAUUUUUUCCUCAAGUUUGUAGGUGUGGGCAUCUCUGUCCUUCUCAAAUUGUGAUGCAUUAUUGACAAUGAUUUGCAUAAGUGAGUAUAUGUAAUGUUAUUUGUUUUUAUUUAAUUUUAUCAAUAUUUUGUUGCUGUGAAAUGUGUCAUCACAUGGGAAGUAUGAAUAAAAAUGCAUUUGGUAUUAAUUUUUAUGGUUUUUAUUUAAUUACAUGCAGCUGGAAAUUGUUUUAAUACAUAAUUUAGUUCUGUUUUAGGAUGAGGUAAAAUUUUUGCUCCAAACACUCAAGGACCAAAAUUUUUAACCUUUUCACACUAGCAUACUUUGGUUUAUACUUUCUGUCAUCACAUGUCACAUCACUCAAGGUGUACAUAUACAAAUGUGCUGUUUGAAUGACAUGUUUUGCAAUGACAGAAAGGAUAAACCAAUGUCUGAUGGUGUGAAAGUGUAAAAUAUGUUCGUAAUUGAUUCUGUUCUGAUGAUUGAUAGAAAUAUUGUUUCCAAACAAACUCAUUUGCAAAUUGACAGUUUAGAACAUACAUUUCACCUCACUCAAUUGGAACUAAAUUAUGUAUUUGGAUGAUUUGUACCUCACGAUGGAACCACAGGGUCUGAAAUUCAUCAUGUAAUUAAAUAAAGCACGAAAAAAUUGUGAGUGAAGGCAUUUUUAUUCAUAAUUCCUCUGCAGUUAAAAUGCCUACCUCCUUGAAGAGGUACCUACUUGAGGACCGCAGGUGAAAACCACCUAUUUGUCUUACCUCAUGAUUUUCUGUAAUCGAGUGGUGUGUUGUCCCAGAAAAUUUAUCCAUAAGACAUUAUUGAGUGGAAAUAUGCAAAAUAUUUCAGGAUAUUGAUUCAUUUGUUUCCAAGACUAGCAACUAUACAAAGAGCAAAGGUAUCAGAACCCAAUUGUUUGAAAAGCUUAGUAAUAUGCUUCUUCCAGUUCAAGUUUUCAUCACCAUAAAAUUGUGAGUAUUCUGCUCUGUUUACUGACCCCUGUUCACGCUCUACAUCAGUUGUUGGUAUGACUGUUUGUUGUACAGGACUGAACAUAACGUGUUUUCUCAAUAUUUAGGGGGAAUCCAUUCUCAUAGUAGCAUUUAAAAAUUCUUUGAAAAACAUCAUUAACAAUGUCUUCUGUGAUACUCUAUAAUGGAAUUUAUUGUAAUGCUGGUAUUUUCUUCUGCAAAAAUUGUCAAUUCUUCUUCUUGAAUGUUAAGUGGAAGGUCAUUCACACAUAUAAUAAAUAGGAGUGGACUCGAAAUUGAAUCCUCUGUUACUCCCUUAGUGAUUUCUCACCAGUCACUAAAAUUUUCUACCAUUCAAACAUUGUUUGAAUUAUUCAGCACAACAUUUUACAUUGUGUUUGUUAUAUAUGAUUCAAACAAGUUGUGUGUAAAGCCAUUGAUUCUACAAAACUUGAGUUUUUCUAGUAGUGUAACAUGAUCUACAUAAUCAAAUGCCUUGGAAAGAUAACAAAAGCUGCCAAAUGGUGAUAUUUUAUUUUUUAGGACUUGUAAUGUUUGAUGAGUGAAUGUAUGAAUAGCAUUCUUAAUCAGGCAACCCUUCUGGAAUACUAAAUAUGAUAUGCUAAGUAAAUUGUUUCUGCUGAAAUGUGACACUAUUCUUGAGUGCAUUACUUUUUUGAAUAUUUUGGGAAAGGAUCUCAGUAAGGAAAGUGGAUCAUAAUUAUGUAUAUCUUUUUUGUUGCCUUUCUUAUGAAGACAUUUAAUAAUUGCAUAUUAUAAUAUAUCUGGAAAAAUUCCCUGUGCCAAUAAUGCAUCACAUACAGUGUGUGGCAGGUGGAAUAGUCAAUAUUCAGGGAUAUGACAGGAAAAAUCAUUUGAAGAAAAAACUUUCCAUAAACAUGGACUGUAAAAUGCAUACUUUAAGAGCUACGAGUGCUUCAUCUUGAAUGCUGUGUAACAAAUCUUUUCUACUGCUAGCUCUUUGUUCUCCAUAUUUUGAGAGGUGUUUGUAUGGACCAAAGCAAGGAAAAAAAUGUCAAGUAAAGCCGGCCAUUGGGGCCGAGCAGUUCUAGGUGCUUCAGUCUGGAACCGCGCUGCUUCUACGGUCGCAGGUUCGAAUCCUGCCUCGGGCAUGGAUGUGUGUGAUGUCUUUAGGUUAGUUAGGUUUAAGUAGUUCUAAGUGUAGGGGACUGAUGACUUCAAUGUUAAGUCCCUUAGUGUUCAGAGCCAUUUCAAUCAGUUUUUGUCCUAUAAACAUGGGCUCUAAAGCUAUAAGUAUUGGUUCAUUUUUGCUACUGUAAAAAACAUGUCUUCUACUGAACAAGUGCUCAUAGUUCUUAAGGGAUGCAUUUUGGAGCCCAUAUUUACCGGACUUUUUUGCUUUGAAUGAUUGUUCCUGUCAUGUCCCUGAAUAUUGACCAUUACUCUUGGGAUACCCUGUAUAUCACUAAUGAUAUUACUUGUUAAGUUAGAACAAAUCCUCAGAAUCCUAUUUGAAAUUCCAUCAACAGCACAUGAGCUUUUGUUUUAGAAUUUUAUCAGUUUCAGUAAAGGAUGUUGGUUAGAGUUUUGUGGAAUGACAUUUUUAACAUAUUCUCUUCCUCCUUCUGAGGAACCAUUUAAUCCUAUUUUUGCUGCUACAUUUAGGAAGUAAUUGUUAAUAGUACUCACAAUGGGCAAAUUGUCAGUCAAACCAUUGUCAUUUAGUUUAAUUGCUACGGUACCUAGUACACUGACUGGCUGUCCUUUGUCCCAUUUGUUAGUGACCCAUUUAGUUUUAAUCCUAUUAUCUGUAUUAUUAAUUUAUUUCUUGACAUUUCAAUGACUUUCCUGAAAGUGUAAUAGUAUUUUUGUAGUAUGCAAGUAAUGUCUGCUCUUGACUUAUUCUGGCCUUUAUAAAAAUUUAUCUCAUUCUCUUACAUAAGAUUUUAAUUCUCUUAGUUAUCCAUUGCUUAAUUUAAUUAAAAUGGAUUUUCUGGAAAAUAUUGACAAAAAUGUACUCUAGAAUAAAUUGAAUCUGACAGCAGCAUCUCUCUAUGUAUAUGUAUAUCUAAUCCCAUACCGUCUCUUUUAACUUACUCCUAAAAAAUAGUAUCCUGUUCUCAUUAAUAAGACUCAGACAGUAAGGGGCAUUUAAUUAAUUGUGCAUCAUCAUCAGACAGUCCAUUAACAACUGAGUGCACAUCAGUUGUUUAAGCCUGACAGUUGUCUAUAAAAAUGUUGUCAGUUAGUGUCUCCCUGUGUACGAGUUGGAAAAUAGGUUACUGAGAUUAGAUUGGAACACCCAAAUACUGAUUCCAGUUCAUUUUUCAUAUCCAUAUAUUUUACGACGUCUGCAUUGAAAUCUCCACAAACUACUAAUGGUUUCUUCUUGUCUGACAGGUAACUCAAUCAUGCAUCUAGAUUUAUAAAAAACAACUGAAAUUUACUAGACGCAAUCUGUAGAUUUUUAAAAUGUCCAUAGAAGUAUUCUGCAGUAACAACUCACAAGCACAUUGUUCUAGAUUCUGAUCUGCACAAAAGAUAUUUAAUUCAGUAUUUUUGACUUCAUGUCCAACUUUUGGCAUGACUCUGCACGAAAAUGAUGCUAGUCUGUAACCCCGGAUAUUUAACUUCUCCAUCCCUGUGGGUACAUGGUAUUGAGAGAGAGGCACAAAACAUCUGUAGCUUCAGAAUUUCCCACAUCAUUUAGGCAUACAAGAAACUCAUUAUCUUGUUUUUCAACCCCAUAAUGAUCUAAUGAUAGAAAUCUAUUUUAUUUUUCUCAGAAGUAUGACAUAUAUUAUGGCCCUGUUCUCCUCUACUUUCUUUUAAUACUGUCUGUACAUAAUCUGCCUCUAACCUAAAAAAUAUGCCUCUCUGACUCAGUAAUCACAGGGAUUCUUGUGAGACUGUGACCCCCCCCCCUCCCCUUACACUUCUGCAACAUGCUCAGUUAAUCUGCCCUUCUUCCCAUUCAGGUGCAGGCCAUGAUUUGUGUAUCCCCAUCUCCCAAUUGCAGCAACAGGCGUGGUAAAGGUAUGAGACUUUGUUUCAUUUAGAAGCAAUCCACUCAGCUCUUUGUUUACAUAGCUAACAGACAUAUUAACACAGGAUCGUAUUGAAUUCUAUAUUUUAAUUUGCUAGCCAGGCUGUUUCCUGCAAGUACCUGAUUCUCUGCAUCAAAAUCACUGGAAAAGGCCCCUAAGUUCUCUUGGCUUCUGGCUAAGCUUGGUACUGGGCUUCUUGGUAUUUUACACAUAAUUUUCCGGUAGUGUGAUUGUUUGUGUGUCCUUCAGAGUGGACAGUUUUAUAUUCUCCUUAGCCUAACUGGAGAAGAGUGUCAACACUUCAUGUGUAUUGUUAUAUAUAGUUUUUGAAGUCUGUACAUUCUGAAAAUAUCUGUAAAACGUUAAUCACUAACAACAUUCAUUAGCAUUGUUUCUUCAAAGUGACUGUCUCAAUUCAGUAGUAGUAGUAGUAGUAGUAGUACUUAAAGAAAGCUGAUAGUUUUAAAAUACUAAUUAAGGUUUAUUCAUAUGUAUCACACCAAAAUUAAAUUUUUGUGCAAAUUUUGAUACCGAUAUGCACAUAAAACUAAUAUAGUCUCCAGUGUUGUGUAAUAAAGUUGUUAAGGACUAAAAUAUUGAGCAAAAUAAUAUAUUUCAUAUUCUUUGAAAAUAUAAGCUUUUAAUGUUUACAAAUAGUUACCAUGAUAGUUUCAAAGGCAGAAAAUGGAAUGAAAUAUAUUUGUGUGUGACUUUUUGAUAAGAAUUCUUAUUAAUACCAAAGAUGAUACUGUAAUAUGUUGAACUAACCAUGUAACAGAAUGACUGGCUAGUACUUAACACUGAGCAGAUGCAACUCUCAGUACUGCCAGUUGCAACACUUAAAACAGGAAACAGUGUUCGCAGCUUGUAGAACAAUAGGUAGAUGAAUUAGUUAGGAGGAUGUGGGAAGGAGGAGGGAGGAGGAAUGCAGCUCACUCAGCUCUUAAUGUAAGGUGGCCCAGUUUCAUUUUUGACAUUGGAUGACUCUAUUUUAGCCAAGGUCUUAGUGACCUCUCUCUGUACCACCAUAUUCCUAUUUCCUCCUUAAAAACCAAUACCAAAGGUCACUGUUAAGCUAAAGUGUUUCUGUCAGCAGCAAUGGAAGUACCUGAACAUUAGUACUGACCACACUUUCUGUAUCUCUGUCAUAUUAACAAGUUUCUUAUUUGAAUUUUUAUUUUUAUGUAUUUUUAACAUGUUAGGCCAUUAUUGUGUAGUGUUUACAGUUAUUGAUAUGACCCUUCCAUCUUGAAAGACAAAAUAUAUUCUUUUUGUCUUUGUGUUCAGAAGACAAGUAGUAAAAAAAAUAAUUCAGUGACAUUUACUUCAUUCACAAAAAUUGAAGUAUUUUAGUGGAGCUUAUUGAUGUAACUAUUUCAGUAAUAAAUUUGGAAUCACAGUAAGUACAAUACAUCAAAAAGAACAGAAUAGUGCCAUAGUGUGCAAACAGAAGCUCAUUAUCUCCUUUGGCAUUAAGCAACAUAGCUAGUGCAAAUGGUCUUGAACUUAAACUUAAAGGAGCAAAACGGAUGAGUUCAAUUUAGCGACAUUAACUUCAAAUCUGUUAUUUACUUGCUGAAGAAUUCCAUCUUUGAUUGUAGGGUGGCCCUGUUGUAACAACUAUUAAAUGUUUCCUAUACAUUUAUGAAUAAUGUUGAAAUUAAUUGUGUGCUUCCUCGGGGUUGUUUUCAGAUAACAGAAAUUUUGUUGAACAUCAUAAUACAUUGCUUGCACCUUUAUUUUAGCUAUGCUUGUUGACUUUAUGCAGUGUAUGUAUUUCUGUAAACCAUUUUUAUAGUUCUUAGAGCAAAUAAGUGCUUCUAUGUGCCUUUUCUUUGUAUGCCCACCACUUUAAUUUUAAAAUUAUACAGAAGACCUUUUAUUAUUUUUAACGGAUCCAUUAGGGGCAAAUGCUGUACAGUGCAACUGAACUGUUGAAAAUUUAAUUCUAAUCAAGUCUAGUACUGUUGCUGUUUAUAUGUUUUUUUUUUUUUUUUUUUGGGUCAUAUAGGACUAUGUAAAACUGUCCUUUGCCUUUGUAGUAACAGGUUAAUAUUUGUUAUCUUUGCAGUAAACUGUAGUGUUACUGUAAGUCAUGCAAAUCAAAGAAACAUGAUAUUUCUUAGUUGUCUCCCCCCAUGCAUUUAUUUACUACUUUUAAUGUCCAUUGAAAAAUACCUUCUCUGCUAGCCACUACGUGGUUUGUAUUAGAUGUUAUGUCCAGUACCAAGGCAUCAGUAUUCCUUUGUAUUCUGCUCACAGACACUACAAGUGAAUUAUUACUGGUUACACAUAUAAGUUUAUAUAUUACUAUUUCAUUUGUUUGAUAAUCUUAAUUAAUAACAAAUAUAAAAUACAGCAGUACCUGUCAGACAUUGACUAUAUGUUUCCUUCACACAUGUAGGAUACCUUGUAAGCUAAAAAGAGUAUAAUUAUUGAAAAGUUUCAUAAUAUGAUGAGCUGUACAUACAUACAUACAUACCUAAAUUGAAUAUCUUGUUUAUGUAAUUGUACUUUAUUUAUUCAAUAAUAGAAGUAUCUUAAGGCUUACAGUUCGUGAUCCUCUAAUAUAUAUCACCUUCAUUAAGUUAAACUUAAGUGAAAACUGCCAGAUGCACUUUCACGUAAUGUAAAUUCUGUUAAUGCACUGACAGUUUCAUUUGGAGUCAAUGAAGGACAUCUGAUGUAUUGAUGCCAGUUUUGUUUCUCAUUCUUUUGUCAAUUCAGUUUAAGAAUGUAUUGUGUUCGUAGAUAGGUAGUAAAAAAAUAAUUCAGUGACAUUUACUUCAUUCAUAAAAACUGAAUUAUUUUAGUGGAGCUUAUCGAUGUAACUACUUCAGUAAUGAAUUUGCAAUCACAGUAAGUACAAUACAUCAAAAAGAACAGAAUAGUUCCACAGUGUGCUAACAGAAGCUCAUUAUCUCCUUUGGUGUUAAGCAACAUAGCUAGUGCAAAUGGUGUUGAACUUUGCAGUAUGUCAUGUGAAGUAUCAUGAUAGAGGCAUCUAAAAUAUCUAUAAGGUACUAAAUAGUUUUUGUCAUUGUAACAAUCAUAUUUUUUAUCAUAAUUUAUCAUUUUGAAAGUAUAUCUCUUGACCAUUAUAUUUUCAAUGGUUCAAGAAUCACCAGGCCUGUGUUUAUAGUUUUUAAAUAUAUUUAUCAUUUAAAAAACACUUACAUGUUUUGAGAUUUGUAGAUAAAUGUGUGUUUAUAUCAGAAGAUGAUUAUGGUUUCUAAUUGUUAUUUUUCAUAGCUGCCAUAAUUAUAUGAAAAUUACUUUAAAAAUUGUUACCAGUCACUGACUAUGUCUGGGAUUUACAAUAUCUUCACAAAAGCAAUCAGUGUUGUGGGGAAAUCAUCAAGUUUAGUAACUCCUAAAAACUGGAGUUUCAUUACGCUUAAAUUAUAUUUCGUAUUGUUCUGCGUAUUGGUAAGAUACACACACAGAAACGAAAUUGUGCACAAAUUUUUGUAUGAGAAAUAAACUUUGCUGGAAAUGAA